CUGGACCGAAUCGCAGUCCCUACUACACGUCAGCUGUCGAGUCGAAAGAAGGGCUCGAGUUCCUCUCCGUCUCCGUCCCUUAAUUUCGGCCCAAAAUGACGGUCAGGAACGCGAUAUGGCUGCUCUCGUUGGCCUUGUUGACAGCAGCACAGCAGAGAGUGGCCCCGGGAGUCCCGCCGGCGCAAUAUCAAGGGGGGCAACAGCAGCAGAUGAGGCCUCCCCCGCCGCCGCAACCUGGACAAUAUCAGGCUGCAGCACCAGGUGUCCCCAGCCGCAGCAGGCAGCUCAAGGCCACCAACCACACCAGAACCAGCGUGUGCUGCACAACCCUAACCUGGGCAAGGAGCGUGAUCAUAUCAAAGAGCAUCUUGAGGUGCCUAUUGACACAGCAGGCAUGUCUGAGCAGGAGCUGCAGUACCACUAUUUCAAGAUGCACGAUGCUGACAACAACAAUAAGCUUGACGGGCAGGAGCUGAUCAAGUCGCUAUUCCAUUGGCAUGACUCGGCCAACCAUGACCCAGGCAAGUCCGCCAGCCACCCAGAGGCCAAGCUCUUCACUGAUGAUGAGCUUGUAGCCAUGAUUGAUCCAAUUCUUGAACAGGACGACCGCAAUCGGGAUGGAUACAUAGACUACCCAGAAUUUGUGCAAGCACAGCGUAAUGCAGCAGCUGCAUCUGCAUCAACAGGAACUAAUAACGUGUAAUUUAUUAGAGGAUACUUUCUGUUUUUUUCUUUCUCUCCUUUUUUUUUCUGAUGUCAUUGAUGAUCGUGGCAGAAUGCAGAUUGGAUUUAGUUUUUUUUUUUUUUAUCAAGUGCAAACAAUGCUGUGGGGACAUUGCACAGAUGGGAAAGCUUCAACAAGGGUAAUUGUGCUUCCAGUAUUUUUCUUUUUCAGUUAACUUGUUGAAACCAAGGGCAUGUGUACAUGCCCCAGAACAGUGUCGGUCAUGCUUCAUGGUAAAUGGUUUUUGUUUUGUUUUUUGUAGCAGAUAUACAUAUAUUUUUAUUCAGAUGGAUAUUGGAUGAAAAUGUUUAAAAAAAGAAAAAAAAAGUGUAAAUUGAUCAUGAACGGUGCCAAUAAAGUGCAAGACAUUGACAAGAAAAUGAAUUAUCUUUACAACUUUAUUAAUUUAACUUUAUAAUUCAUAUAAAUUUUGGGAGAGGAAGGAAGCGCAUAGUGAAUCAUUUCUUUCUCAGAUGUUAUUUAUACCUUUUUCUGUUUUUUUUAUGGUGUUUAGUUCUUUCUCUUUUAUUUUUGUAAGAUAGGAGGUUGAUGCACAAAUGAUGGAGUAAAAAAAGACAUGACAUUACUGUUUUUUAAUUAAAUGACACAAAAAUGUGAGUAAUGAGUGAUUUGGGCUCUGAUAAUACUGCUCAAGGUUACCAGGAGGACUCUCUUAUCUAACGUGUAAAUAAAUGUAUUAUCUUUUUAUGUGAUGGAAUGUAAUUUUCUCGAUUUUUAGAAAUGUAAGGUUAAUCUGUUAGUGAUCAUCAGGGUUAACUUUUUGUAUCAGAUAUACAGAUAUGGUAUCCAUAGGUAAAGUCUGCUAGAGAAUUAACAUGGCAUAUUUUGUCAUGGAAGAGUACUCAGCCUUACAAAAGGUGGUAUGAUUUACAAUAAAUAAAAUGUAUAUUUAGGAGAUAUUUGUUUCCUCAGACUGAAGGUUUUUUUUUUUUAGUUAAAAUUAGAUUCUAUGUCUUUAUAUUUUUUUCUGAUUGUAAUAUUUUGUCCUUAUCCUAGGAUCCAUUGUCACAAUUUGUCACUGUGUUAGCAUUCACAAAAAAUUAAUUUGGAAUCUCAAAUAUAUGGGUGAUUUUAUGUAUUUCAUUGUAAUACUAUUCAGUAUUUUUUUCAUCUUUUUCAGUGGUUAUGGAUUUCCAUUUUUAUAUGACAAUAAGUUAAUAAAAUAUAUUGGUUAAA
Molecule: messenger RNA, 1921 nt
Organism: Penaeus monodon (black tiger shrimp)
Lineage: Eukaryota; Metazoa; Arthropoda; Malacostraca; Decapoda; Penaeidae
Product: nuclear transcription factor Y subunit beta-like
Molecular function (GO): calcium ion binding
Source: RefSeq, a predicted model, not a curated record